Molecule: messenger RNA, 2016 nt
Organism: Lathyrus oleraceus (garden pea)
Lineage: Eukaryota; Viridiplantae; Streptophyta; Magnoliopsida; Fabales; Fabaceae
Product: nuclear transport factor 2
Exons: 10
Coding region: 246-1745 (499 amino acids)
Cellular component (GO): ribonucleoprotein complex; cytosol
Molecular function (GO): mRNA binding
Source: RefSeq, a predicted model, not a curated record
UAAUAUUUUUAUAUUGAUCGCUAUAAAACCCGCUCGAAUUCUAAGAGUUUUCUAUUCGUAUUCUCUCUCUAAAUCGCACAGUUUUUCUUUCUCGCUCCUCUGUAAGAUCCAACCCCAAACCCUAGCAAACCCCCUCCGCAGAGAGGGAGAGAGAGCUGAAAAGACGCUUCCUCUACUCGCUCCCCUCAAUUCCCUUUCACCACCCUUUCUCCUAUCAGUUGUGUUGGCUUUUUGACUCCAUUGCAAUGGCAACAUCAGAGCAGCUAGCUCCAACCAAAACUCCGGCACCUGAUGUUGUUGGUCAUGCCUUUGUUGAUCAGUACUAUCAUAUGUUGCAUGAAAGCCCUCAGCUGGUGCAUAGGUUUUACCAAGAAGUCAGUAAGCUUGGUCGUCCUGAACCAAAUGGGAUAAUGAGCAUCACUACCACUAUGACUGAAAUUGACAAGAAGAUACUAUCAUUGGGUUAUAGUGAGCUGAAUGCAGAGAUUAUAUCUGUGGAUGCACAAGAGUCCUAUGGUGGGGGAGUGAUUGUCUUGGUGACGGGGUUUAUGACGGGAAAGGAUGAUAUUAAACAGAAAUUUACUCAAAGUUUCUUCCUUGCUCCUCAAGAGAAAGGCUACUUUGUUUUGAAUGAUGUUUUCAGAUAUGUUGAUGAAAAUGGAAUAGAAGAGUCUGAUCAUGUAAUUGUAUCACCUACUUCUACUGACAAUGUGUCAGAACCACCUGUGCUAGAGGCGCAAGUUCCAGAGCAAAUAUCUGUGACUGUUGAGGAUGGUGUUGGGGAAGAAGUCUACAAUCCUGAAAAUGAGCAAGUGUCUGUUGAAGAAGAGGAAGUUCCUGUUGCUGAAGUUCUUGAUGAAAUUCCUGAUGAUUCACAGAUGAUAUCUGGAUUGGCAUCCCAAAUUGAAGAAGUACCAAAGAAGUCAUAUGCCUCUAUUGUUAAGGUAAUGAAAGAGGGUGGAGUACCAUCCUCCAUAGUGACAGCUGUUUCUGUGAAAUCUGUCCGUAAGAUUCAAGAACAGCAGAGCACCACUGCACCUCCACCAUUCAGUGGGCCAGAAACAAAUGGAUCUAGUAUAAACACCAACGAAGGUGGAAACAAUCAAGAAACUGAAGUUGAGGGCUAUUCAAUUUAUGUGAAAGGGCUGCCUGGAAAUGCUACGCCUGCACUUCUCGAGAAUGAGUUCAAGAAGUUUGGCCCUAUUAAAAGUGGUGGUAUCCAAGUUAGGACGCAAAAGGGUUUUUCCUUUGGCUUUGUGGAGUUUGAAGUGGAAAGUGCUGUGCACAAGGCAGUCGAGGUUUCACCAGUUCAGAUCAGUGGCCGUUACGUUAUUGUUGAGGAAAAGAGAUCAACUAAUCGAGGUUAUAGAGGGCGAUUCUCGACUGGAAGGACACCUGGAUUCAGGGGUGAGGGAGCAAGAGGACGAGGAAACUAUGGAAAUAGCCGAAGUUUUGGACGUGGAGACUUCAACGGUCGCGGAGACAUUAACGGCCACGGAGACUACAACGGUCGUGGAGACUUCAACGGUCGUGGAGACUUCAAUGGACGUGGAGACUUUAACGGAAGAGGGGAAUAUGGAUAUAGGAAUGGUAACCGGGGAGGAUUUUCAAGCCGUGGAGGUGAUGUGUAUCAGAGAAACGACCAUAUGGGAACCAAUGGUGGCCGCAUGAAUCGUGCUGGUGGUUCUUCUGUUAACUCGGCACCCAAACCUACUGGUGCUCAACGUGUUCCUGCCUCUGCUUGAGGAAGCUAUGCAUCUAAGAGUCUGACUGAUUGAUAGUUUAUUACAAUUUGCAUUAACUGAAGCAUUUGGAACUAGAAAGAAUUAAAUAGCAAACCUUUUUUAGAUGAGUUAAGUUUACAAAGUCCCCUUUUUAGGUCAUUUUCCUGAUAUUGGUGGUCUUGGGAAAAGGUAGUUUUCAGUUUCUAUUCAUUAUAUAAUGAGUCUAACGGUAGUUUUUGUGCUUCCCCAGUUUUUAUGAAAAUAUAUAUAUUUGGGGUAUCAUUUUUUGAUA